This is a messenger RNA of Planococcus citri (citrus mealybug), 3644 nucleotides long. Its product is annotated as probable peptidoglycan muropeptide transporter SLC46. The transcript has 7 exons. Gene Ontology annotation, molecular function: transmembrane transporter activity. The coding region runs from base 761 to 2440 and encodes 559 amino acids. Gene Ontology annotation, cellular component: membrane. The record is from RefSeq and is a predicted model, not a curated record. Lineage: Eukaryota; Metazoa; Arthropoda; Insecta; Hemiptera; Pseudococcidae. Gene Ontology annotation, biological process: transmembrane transport.
CGAGUACUUUAAUUUGUACACGAGCUGAACCCGUCGUCGUCGCGUCGUCGUAACACACUCGUAGCUCGACGUGUAUCACAGUCAUUUCGCGAUUCUCUUCGUCAAACGCUCGGAUCCUCGUCUAAUCGUUCUCUCUCGAUCGUUGGAUUUUUUUAUCGUAAAUUAGUCAGUUCGGGUCAAUUUUCGAUCAAUUUCAACGAGUCUGAGAUCAAUAUCCUCGCAUUUGUACGAGUUAAUUUUAAUCAGUCGUUUCGUGUUUAUUUUUCGUUUAAUUCGUCGAAUCGUGAAAGCUCGAGAAUUUAUUAUUGCUGCCAACAUAGUGAACUUUUUCGAUCAAUUUCCAAUCAAUUUUAUACACCGAUUGUUGCGACUUGACUGUUGACAAUUUAUACCUAUAGUACUUAACAUCACCUAAUUUAUUGUAUGAUUCAGUGAUCGGAUAUUUUUAAAAUUUGUGCGUGUGUGUGUUUUUAUCAUUUAUUGAAUAAUUUUCGACGAUAACGUUUUGUUGAUAUUUUUGUAUAAUUUUUCCUCCGUCGUCGUGGUGAUUGACUGAUUUAUUUAUGAGUAAUACAUAUAAAUAUUUUUUAAAGUUGAGAUAUCUUUAGACAGGAACAUCGUUCGAUUUUGAUUUAUGAAAAGUAGAAGGAUGGCCAAUUGACCUUGGAAGUAAUCUGAAAUUUGUACGUGAAGUGGUCGCGUAGCGUCGGUCGUCUUCGUCUUCGUCGUCGUCGUCAGCUCGAGCGUCAACAACAUCGACAUGAUUGUACAGAAAGAAGAAAAACCCGAUAGCGAUUCGUGGAAUUUAUCGAAUUUGCAAGAUAAGCUGAAAUUCAUCUUUAAAAAUGCCACCGUCGAGCCUAUGCUGGGAUGUUACAUCAUCGCCAGUGUAUUGGCCAAUUUAGCCACGCAAAAUUUAAAUCUGCAGAAAGCCUGUCGAGUAAAUUUGAAUUUCAGCGAUGAGGUUUGCACAGCAUUGGAAAAACGUCAAACUGCUAACUACACCCAGGAGGAAAUCCAAGUACAGCAAUUGGUCGCCGAGAUGAUUAUAUGGAAGACUAUCGUCCAGAGCAGUAUUCCCGCAGCCCUUAUAAUCUUCAUUGGAGCUUGGAGCGAUCGUACAGGUCGCAGGAAACCUGGAAUGUUGAUGCCAAUCAUUGGAGAAUUCCUGACCAGCAUUGGGCUGAUGCUGUGCACGUAUUUUUUCUACGAAUUACCCAUGGAGGUGGCUGGAUUGACGGAAGCUAUAUUCCCAGCCAUUACUGGAGGUUGGAUGACCAUGUUUAUGUCGGUUUUUAGCUACGUUGGGGAUAUUACCACGGUGCAGACGAGGACUUUGAGGAUAGGAGUGGUGAAUGUGUUUUGCAGCGUUGGUAUCCCAAUUGGAACUGCCCUAUCUGGAGUUCUGUACAGGGAACUCGGAUCGUACGGGGUGUAUACGAUUUCCUCGUUUUUAUACGUGUUCAGCUUCAUGUACGGAUUGUUUGCGGUGCCGGAAUCGGGUAAAAAAGAAGAAGAAAGGGUUAAAGAAAAAAAGGAGAAAAAGGAAGAGCAGCCGUUCUUUUUGAAAAAGUUUUUCGAUCUGCAUCACAUUAAGGAGGCUUUCGCUGUCGCUUUCAAAGAUGACGGACACAGUAAAAGAUUGAGGAUCAUUUUGCUAAUGGUGGUUGUCAUCGUCGUCAUGGGACCUAUGCACGGUGAAAUGACUGUUUUGUAUUUAUUUACAAGAGUACGUUUCAACUGGGACGAGGUCGACUUCAGCAUCUUCUCCACCUACAUGAUGGUUACCAACCUUCUAGGAACCAUGUUUUCGGUAGGUGUAUUCAGUCACGUGCUUCAAAUCGACGACGCUCUCAUUGGCGUGAUGUCUUGUAUGAGUAAGAUUCUCGCCGGCUUCGUGUAUGCUUUUGCGACGACGGAUUUCGUAUUUUAUUUGGCUCCAUUAGUCGAUAUUGUAAAUGGUACAUCGUUCAUAGCGAUGAGAUCGAUUAUAUCAAAACUCGUCACACCGGACGAAUUAGGUAAAGUGAAUUCGUUAUUUGGUGUUUGCGAAGCGAUAGUUCCUUUGAUUUACGGACCAAUGUAUAGUUACAUUUAUCGUACUACUUUGAAUACUAUGCCUGGUGCUUUCUUCUUGAUUGGAGGCGGAUUGACGGCCCCGGCUGUUAUUAUAUUUUGGUGGAUGUACACCAUACAUCGUAAAAAAGCCAAAGAACUGAAAUCCAAGCAGGACGCCGAAGCUCAAAAACAAAUCUCAACCAUUGGUAACACGAUGCAAAAGCCUAAAAAACACAGCAUCGAUUUUAUGCUAACAGCCAAUGAUUUUGACCUACGAACAAUUCUAGAUCGACGAACAACCACUCACAGAGGAUCUGCUCAAUUUAUCGGUAUCGACAACAUGGCUUUCCAGACGACGACCGAUAAAGAAGAAAACUCGUAAUGCUCGGUGCAGUAUCCUCUCUUCUACCUACCACUCUGCGGUUUAAAGCUCCUGUGCCAAGUGUUUUUUUACUUACUUGAAUUCGUCAAGUAUCAGAGAUUAUGGUCCUUUGCCCCCCUCCAAAUAUUUUCACUACUACGUACCCCAAAAUACCCUUUCGACCACAUUAGGAUGAAUUUUUUUCUACUCUUGAUACCUUUUCGAUGAUUAACAUUGGUUUUUGUUGCACUAUAAGUAAGCUCUGGUUGUUCAGUGUGUUUGUAUACCGAAGCGAAAUUUCCUUUUCGCUUUUUUUCCUGUUUGCAUUCUGUUUCUGCUAGUAUGAUGACGUGAAACGCAGCUCGGUUAAUAACGUAUUAAGUAAUAAAGCAACCUCAGAUAGGCGAACAAUAGUUAUUAUUCAGCUGCAAAAUUAAUAAGUUUUUCUUCCCAUGAAGUAUGAUAUUUUUUUUCCUCCGACUUCAUUGUCCAAUCCAAUACUUUAAAACAUUUUUAACACGUUGUAAUUAAUCUAACGUUAUUACCACUUUGCGGAACAAUGAACGCUUUCGUAAUUUUUUUUUCUUCUUACAACUCGUAUGGAAUAAAAAAAAAACGCAAGUUGGCUUAAUUUUUCUUCCCAUAGCCAUUGAUCAGACAAUUCGCAAGUUUUCUCCAUUCGUCUUCCAGAGUCCUGCAGAUCCGGGCCCAAGUUGUUUUAUUUUCUAAUAACUGUGAUAUAUUGAGUAAUGUUUAUGGCUUUUAUUUGUAUUAUUAUCUAAGACGUAUUUUGUAAAUGUAAUAUUUGAGUUUUUUUUUUUUAAAGUAUUUACGAUAUUCUCUUCUUUUCAUUCGUUCGUUCGUUAUGUGUGUAAUGUGUAUGUGUAGUCGUCUAAUACGUAUCGUGUGAUUUGUCGUGUUUUUUUUUCUCUCAAAGUUGUGAUAUUUAAGAUUAGUUCGAGAAGAAUUUGUCGAAUUGGUAGGCCAGGUGCCAUAUUAUCUCAUUUUGAGAUGAGUAAUUUGACGAAGGUUCCAAUACGGCGAGUCCGGACUAUAAGAGCUAUGCCUAUACCUACGGUGCUCGAAUUGUAUAUACCUACUUAGACUAUUACCCUACCUAUGUUUUAUGACGUGAAAGUUUAUUUUAUUAUUUUUUUUGUGCGUGAAAAUUUGUUACAGUAUUGUGUCCAUUGCAUAUAAAUAAUAAAAUAUUUAUUUUUAAAAA